Trachemys scripta elegans is the source of this 1694-nucleotide messenger RNA. It is a transcript of the gene PLLP, whose product is annotated as plasmolipin. Gene Ontology annotation, molecular function: structural constituent of myelin sheath. Gene Ontology annotation, cellular component: membrane. The record is from RefSeq and is a predicted model, not a curated record. The transcript has 4 exons. Lineage: Eukaryota; Metazoa; Chordata; Testudines; Emydidae. Bases 158 to 700 code for a protein of 180 amino acids. Gene Ontology annotation, biological process: myelination.
GCCCGAGGCGAGGCGGCUCCUGUCACUGGGUAGCCGGGUCCCCUCCCCGCUGGUGCCUGCCCGAGGCCGGCGAGGGAGCGCAGCGAGCAGGGCGCGCCCCGCACCAUGGCGAGAGCCUGAGCCCGCGGCUGCAGGAUCGGGGCCGCCCCUCCGCGCCAUGGCCGAGUUCCCAGCCAAAGUCCGCACGCAGACCAGCACCCCGGCCGGGGCGCACGGCCCGCUCCCCGCGCUGCGCUCCCUCGCCCUGGACCUCGGCUUCCUCCGCUCCUUCCUCGGGCUGCUCAUGAUUGUGGAGCUGGUGCUCGGCUUGCUGGUGUGGGCUCUCAUUGCCAGUACAUUUUACCAACCCAUUCCUGCAUAUGGCUGGGUGAUGUUUGUAGCCAUCUUCUUCUGGCUGGUAACAGUCAUUCUGUUUGUGAUGUAUCUACUACAACUUCAGCUGAAACUCUACGUGAUCCCCUGGCCUGUUGUGUUAGUGAUAUUCAACGCGGCUGCGACUGUCCUGUAUGUGACUGCGUUUAUUACGUGCUCCGCCGCUGUUAAGUCUCCGUUCUGGCUGCCUGGGGACUACAACAAAAGAGCGGCUGCAUCAUUCUUUGCCUGCGUUGUGAUGAUAGCCUAUGGGGCGAGCACUUUCUUCAGCUUCCAGGCAUGGAAAGGAUUUGGCAGCAAUGCAGCAACCAGUCAAGUGCCUAACUAGCCCCCCCUAAGGACUGGGUCUCUUGAAGGCAGUUUACAGUUGAUGGGGUAGGGGCGGGAGGGCUCACUGGAUUUGCAUUGAGCGAGGGAGCCUCUCAUCACUAGGUCUCUCGUUCAGAUCGACCUAGGUCAGUAGUGGCUGAAAGUCAUGACCGGCCAAUAGCUGUUUGGUGGCCUACGUGAGGGCUGACACAUGGUCUUUUAAUGCAGCUUACAGUGAAUAAGUGUCCACAGCACAAAACCCACCACAAUUGGCAUCCCUGUAUAGUGAAAGACUGACUUGGGAGACUGAAGUCCCUGGAAUUGGUCUCUUCAUGUCAAAGUAGCUUAGGGCGGGGGUCCUCAAUGUCUUUCUGAGCCCCUCCCCCCCCCCAACAUACUAUAAAAACUCCACGGCCCACCAAUGCCCCAACAACUGUUUUUCUACAUAUAAAAGCCAGGGCUGGCAUUAGAAGGCAGCAAACAGGACAAUUGCCCAGGGCCCCACGCCAGGAGGGCCCCACAAAGCUAAGCUGCUCAGGCUUUGGCUUCAGCCCCAGAUGGGCCCCGGGUUCAGCCUUUCACAGCAGGGCUUCGGCUUUCUGCCCUGGACCCCAGUGAGUCUAACAUUGGCCCUGCUUGGCAGAGCAAGUGAAAUCUGCUCACAGCCCCCCCAGGGGGCUCCGGACCCCUGGUUGAGAACCACUGGCUUACGGGAUGUGUAUCCAUGGCCUGCCUUUGGUGCAGCAGUUCUGAAGAAGACUUCAGUCACCCAGGCUGGCCAAUGCAGCACAUUUCACUGGCACUAAAUUCACUAAAAAACAAACCAAGACUCCUCCCCCAGCCACUUGCAGCUCUAAUGUAAAUACUGUAAAAUUAACUCUUCGGUCGGCGCAAUGGCGGAGUUGUGGGAAUGGAAGCUAGGCACUGGUACGAGAUUGCAACUGUUAUUUUAUUGAUUUCUAAAAUUUGAAGUACGAGUUGUAUGUUAUAAAUAAAAAUCUUUCUAAAUCCAA